AUUAAAGGAGAUGUGCUAAUCCAAUUGUCCACAUUAGGACUGUCCCUCUAUGCCUUGCAUAGUUAAUACUUGUCCUAAUUGUCACUUAAACAUAGUGAUUGUAUCUGAUCCACCACCCUCUCUGGCAGCAUGUUUCAGAUAUCAACCAUCUUUGUGUGAGAAACACUGAUAUCUCCAUUAAAGUUCCUUCCUCUCACCAGUCCCCAAGCCGUGAUAAAGGUGUAUUCAAACGUCCGUGAAAUGCAGCAUCGAACCAGGUCCUUUGCAACAACUUGUUCAUGCCGACCAAGAUGUCUACCCGAGUGUGUGCCAUCUACCUGUAUUUGGCCCAAGCCGUUCCUAUUCACAUACCUGACUGAACUGGGCAUUGUGGAGCUCCCGACCUGAUCCAUCUGAUUGCAUGUUCUGCUGCCAUUGUGGAGUUAGACUCUGACCUGAUCUUUCCUACUGCAGAUGCUGUUACCCUUCGCCUUGGCUCUCUUGGUCAGGUACCAGUAUGGAUUGCCGGAGCAACCACCGGACCAGUUGAAGAUGUUCUUCAGGUUUCUGCCAGUCCUGGUCCUCAUCAUUCUGAUCCUGGAGAACCAUCGUGGAAACGACUUCUCCCUCAGACUUGUGGCAGGCAUGGGCUUCGCUGGGGCAGGUGAUGUCUGCCUCCUGUACAAAGAGCAACACCUGACCCACAGCAUCAUCUGCUUCUGGCUUGGCUACUGCAUGCUGACCGUGGCGUUCGGGCUGAAACUGGACAACGCGUUGCUGGGUGCUGCCAUCGGGGGACUGGCGGCAGUCGUGUACCUCCUGCUGCAACCCACGGUGCGGGGGGUGAACCAGGUCAUGGCACUAGCAUACAUGCUGGCGGCUCUGCUGAUGAUCUGGAGGGCUGCGGCCUGGUGGAAGAACUCACGGCACAGGAGCAGCACGUCUGCCAUGUGUGGCACCAUCGCCCUGGCAACCUCCAACCUCAUCCUCCCCACCCACGUCUUCAAUUUCCCCGUCCCCCACAACCAAUUCCUGGUCACGUCCUUCUACUACACGGGCCAGCUGCUCAUUGCUGUAUCCUCACUCUAGCAGCCCCCACUCUCACUUGUUCACUCCAUCCCACUUUUUACAUAAAUUCCUAGCCUUCCUCCUGUGGGCGCUACAAGCUGCUCAACCCCCACCCACCAGACCCCAACCGUCAGGGUCGUGGGCACAGGUCACACACCUCCCUCCCACAGUCUGCCUGCAAACCCAAAGCCUGAAACAGCCUCUGGGCGCACCCCCUCAGAACCCACAAAACUCCACCUCAGCCCCAGAACCCUGAAAACUCCUCUUCCCCUUGAACACCUAUUCCCAAAGUGAAAUAAAGAGACUAAUGUCAAACAGAAAUGGAAUGAUGCACAAAAUGUGGGAAGAAUCUGUUUCUUCAUGAAAAAUCAUAGAUUCCUACAUUGCAGAAACAGGACCGCUGGCACAACUUACUCAUGCCAACCCU
Amblyraja radiata (thorny skate) is the source of this 1474-nucleotide messenger RNA. RefSeq names its product lysoplasmalogenase-like protein TMEM86A. Gene Ontology annotation, molecular function: hydrolase activity. The record is from RefSeq and is a predicted model, not a curated record. Gene Ontology annotation, cellular component: membrane. The transcript is spliced from 2 exons. NCBI's taxonomy places the organism in Eukaryota, Metazoa, Chordata, Chondrichthyes, Rajiformes, Rajidae. The coding region runs from base 454 to 1068 and encodes 204 amino acids.